GCAGGCCUUCUGCCGUGGCGUCCGAAGACCCGAAAGAGCCAGUGCCCCUCAAUGAACGCCAGCUGGCUGUGAUCGAAGCCUUCCGCCACGCGUGGAAAGGUUACAAGGAAUUUGCCUGGGGCCACGACGAGCUGAAGCCCAUCUCCAAGUCCUUCAGCGAAUGGUUUGGCCUCGGACUGACACUCGUCGAUGCGCUAGACACCAUGUGGAUCUUGGGCUUAAAGGCAGAGUUCAAAGAAGCGCGAGAGUGGGUCUCCCGGGAGCUCAACUUCAACAAAGACGUGGAUGUCAAUCUCUUUGAGAGCGCCAUUCGUAUCCUCGGGGGCCUGCUGAGCACUUACCACUUGUCUGGGGACAGCCUCUUCCUGGAAAAAGCGAAAGAUAUCGGGGGCAGGCUCAUGCCGGCCUUUAACACCCCUUCCAAGAUCCCCUUCUCGGAUGUCAACAUUGGGAAGGGCACAGCCCACCCCCCACGCUGGACCUCUGACAGCACUGUGGCCGAAGUGACCAGCAUCCAGCUGGAAUUCAGGGAGCUCUCGCGCCUGACUGGGGAAGAGAAGUUUAAGAACGCUGUGGACAGGGUGAUGAGACACGUCCACUCCCUCUCUGGGAAGAACGACGGCCUGGUGCCCAUGUUUAUCAACACCAACAGCGGGCAGUUCACCCAUCUCGGGGUCUACACCCUGGGGGCUCGAGCUGACAGCUACUACGAGUAUUUGCUGAAGCAGUGGAUCCAGGGAGGGAAGAAGGAGAACGAGCUCCUGGAAGACUACGUGAAGGCUGUUGAGGGCGUGAAGAUGCACCUGCUCCGGAAAUCCUAUCCCAAAAGGCUGACCUUUGUCGGCGAGCUCGCUCACGGCCGUUUCAGUGCAAAGAUGGAUCACCUGGUCUGCUUCUUGCCUGGAGUCCUGGCCCUCGGAGCGCACAAUGGGCUCCCUGCAGAUCACCUGACGCUGGCAGCGGAGCUGGCGGAAACCUGCUACCAGAUGUACGUGCAGGUAGAGACUGGCCUGAGCCCCGAAAUCGUCCACUUCAACAUGCAUCCACAGAAGGACCGGAAGGACGUGGAAAUUAAGACGGCUGACAGACACAACUUGCUGCGUCCUGAGACGGUGGAGAGCUUCUUCUACCUGUAUCGGUUCACCGGCGAUAAGAAGUACCAGGAUUGGGGUUGGGAGAUCUUGCAGAGUUUCAAUAAAUACACCCGGGUCCCGACUGGCGGCUACACGUCCAUCGACAACGUCCAGAGCCCCAGCCAUCCGGAGCCGAGAGACAAGAUGGAGAGCUUUUUCCUGGGCGAGACUCUCAAGUACUUUUUCUUGCUGUUUUCGGAUGACGUGAACUUGAUCAACCUGGACGAGUACGUCUUCAACACGGAGGCCCACCCGCUCCCCAUCUGGCCAUCGGCAUAA
This is a messenger RNA of Protobothrops mucrosquamatus (brown spotted pit viper), 1412 nucleotides long. RefSeq names its product mannosidase alpha class 1B member 1 (gene MAN1B1). The transcript is spliced from 9 exons. Gene Ontology annotation, molecular function: calcium ion binding; mannosyl-oligosaccharide 1,2-alpha-mannosidase activity. The record is from RefSeq and is a predicted model, not a curated record. Gene Ontology annotation, biological process: carbohydrate metabolic process; N-glycan processing. Lineage: Eukaryota; Metazoa; Chordata; Lepidosauria; Squamata; Viperidae. The coding region runs from base 204 to 1412 and encodes 402 amino acids. Gene Ontology annotation, cellular component: membrane; endoplasmic reticulum.